AUGGAAACGAGUGAUAUGUUGCCGGAGCCCAUACCAGAGGGAGCGGGAAUGGAUACUCAGGUCAGUUACCCGCGACCUGUGCCCAAACCGAUGCCCCGCUUCGAAGUGACCGAAGAUAUAGUCAUCAGCGGUAUAUCCGGAAGAUUUCCCGAAUCAGACAAUAUGGAUGAAUACGCGGACAAUCUGUUCAAAAAUGUCGAUAUGGUUACGGCUGAUGACCGCCGUUGGCCCGUCGGAUAUAACGAUGGGUUGGGUUCCCGAACGGGUAAACUGAAGAGUAUCGAUAAGUUUGAUUCAUCGUAUUUCUCGACUCUAACCCUUUUGGCGGAUGCGAUGGACCCGCAGGCGAGGAUUAUGCUGGAGACCACUUACGAGGCCAUUGUCGACGCCGGCAUCUGUCCCCAGACUCUCAGAGGCAGUAAAAUUGGUGUUUACGUCGGCAUCAAUACAGUCGCCAAUGCCGAUGGUAUACCUCAAGACGAUUACAACGAUUGUCGGCGCAAAGAGGCGGCCCUCUGGGUCUACGGCAGCUCUAAGGCUCUGUACGCGAAUCGGAUCUCCUUCUUGUUUGACUUUCACGGUCCGAGCACUUUGAUAGACACGGCCUGUUCCGCGUCGAUGGUCGCCCUCACCAACGCUCUGCAGGACAUCCGCACCGGGAAUUGUGACGCGGCUAUCGUCGCCACCGGCAAUCUCACGCCAUCGCCGUUCUCUAACUGUAUCUAUCAGUCCAUUGGUCUCAUGGCUUCCGACGGGAAGUGCAAAGUGUGGGACAAGAAGGCCGACGGUUUCGUCCGAUCGGAAACAGUGGGCUCUAUAUUCCUCCAGAAGCGAAGUGACUGCAAACGAAUCUAUUCUACUUUAUUGCACGCGAAGACCAACACCGAUGGCUUCAAAUCCAUUGGUCUCUUCUCGCCGUUUUGGUUGAGACAAAGGGAUCUCAUGAUUGAGACCUAUCACGAGGCGGGCAUCGAUCCCAAUGACAUCAAGUUCUUUGAAUCUCACGGCACCGGCACUAAUGUCGGCGACCCUCAAGAGGCUAAGGCUAUCGCCGACGCCUACUGUCACGACAGAAAGGAACCGUUGCUAUUGGGAGCCGUGAAGAGUAAUUUGGGUCACUCGGAGGGCUCGUCGGGCUUGAAUUCAUUGGCUAAAGUGAUCGUCGCCUUCGAGAAUAAGUGCAUUCCGGCUAACCUUCACUUCGAGGAACCGAAGCCAGAGAUCGAGUGUGUGGUCAACAAGACAUUGAUUCCGGUGAUGAAAAACACACCGUUUGAGAACGGAAUCGUUGGCGUCAACUCUUUCGGCGUCGGGGGAGUGAACGCACACGCGUUGCUUAAGUCCAACGACAAGGAGGCCACUGAAGACACCUAUAAGAUAUGCGAUCCCAUCCCACGGCUGGUGAACGUCAGCGGACGCACCGAAGCGGCCGUUAAUCACAUCUUCGACUUCAUUGAAAACAAUCCAAAGAAAGUACACAAAGACUUCUUAGCGCUGCUCAACGAAGGAAUGAAAACCGAGACCAUUAAGGGUUCGUCUAAUUUCCCGAACAGAGGAUAUAUGAUAAUCAAAGAGAAACAACACGAAGACACCGAU
This is a messenger RNA of Medioppia subpectinata, 1596 nucleotides long. NCBI's taxonomy places the organism in Eukaryota, Metazoa, Arthropoda, Arachnida, Sarcoptiformes, Oppiidae. The record is from the annotation of a GenBank genome assembly.